CGCCGCUCUCGGGGCGUCCGGCCACCGGGGAGGAGAGCACCCGCUCGCCUUUCCGCAGCGCGGAGGAGCCGGCGGAGCGGAGCCCAGCGGGGCCAAGGACAAAAGAAGAGAAGAACAUCAGCGGUUCUCCCCAUUUCUUGACACCAGAAUCGGUAAUUCUCAGCUUUGGUGUGGAUGACAGUAAGAGGACUUGCCUGGUUCUUGAGAAAAAGACAAGAAGAAGACGGGCAAAUUCCAGCCCUUCAAGAAGUUGUUCGGCAGAAGGAAAAAGAAAGAAACUCUCCUGUCCCGGGAGGUCUCCGAGAUAAAGCAGAAUUGCUCCUUCCAGAACGCCUGCAAUGGUGCCUUCUCUUCAGACGAGGAGACCCUUGAUGAUUCUUUAAGGUCCUUCAACUAUACUAUGGGAACCCGGGCGUUUUCCCAUGACAGUAUUUUUAUCCCUGAUGGGGGAGCAGAAAGUGAGCAGACAGUUCAAGCAGUAUCACAGGACAACAUUCUGGGCAAAGUCAAAACUCAUCAGCCACAGUUGGGCAAGAACCUCAAGUUUGGGCAGUCCCCAGCACCCACAGCCCUUCCUAUGAAGAGGACAGACACUCCCAGUCCGGAGGCUAGCUUGGAAGAGGAUCUCUUCCUGAGCAGUCCCAUGGAAAUUGUGACCCACCAGGAUUUAGUGCUCUCUGACAGUGAGAACAAAUCCAGUGAUACUUCAACUUCCUUAAGCCCUUUGAAUUUGCCUGGAACAGGGAGUGAAAUGGAGGAGAAGGCUGCUCCAGUGAAGUCAUCUCGGCCAAAGCGACAUUUCUCCUCCACUGGCACCAUUGAAAGCGUUAACCUGGACGCCAUUCCUCGGGCCGUUGCCCGCCUGGACAACAGCGCAGCGAAGCACAAACUGGCCGUGAAGCCAAAGAACCAAAGGGUGUCCAAGAAGCACAGGAGACUGUCCAAGGACCAACAAAAUGAUCAAGAAAGCUUUGAGAGUCAGUUGUCUCUAGACCAGAAUGGACACUCUGGGGAAGAAAAACAAACUUGGCCUGAAGAAGAACUCCAACCACUUGAUUCUGAAGAAGAGAAAAGACAGCAAGAGGAAUACUGGAGACAUCUUGAGGCUGAAUAUAGAAGGCAAAGGGCGGAGAAGAAGCGCCUAGAAGAGCAAAGGCUUCAGGAAGUAGAGAGGAGGCUUAGGGAAGAGAAUCGAAAACCGCUUCUGGGAGAAGAGAAGGAAGAGGAAGAAAAACUACGGGAAGAGGAGAGGCAAAGGCCUGAAGAACCAGAGGAAAGCGGCCAAAAAGAGGCAAAGCAGGAGCUGGAGGGGAGAAAAAGCUUGGAUACUGAGGAGGGAGCCUGUGGGCGGCAGGAGGUGGAGAAGCCCCUGGAGGAGCUCCAGAGAUCCGAGGGCCUCCAAGAGCAGAGGAAGCAAGAGCCGGAGGCAGCGCAGCUGGAGGAAGUGCACCCAGAGGAAGCUGAGCCACCAAAGGAGAUGGAAGAGGCCCCCUUAGUGCCAGAGCUCUGGAGUCGAGACGGGGCCGAACAGAAGGAGCAAGGGGCUGAAGAGCAAGGACAGAAGGAGAAAGGGAAGGCACUGGAGGAGACAGGUGAGCACGGGAGACAAGAGGCUGAAAAGGAAAGAAUGGAAGAUGAAGAGAAGUCUGGAGGGCCCAAAGGACAAGACUUAGGGGUAGGAAAGCAGAGCAAGCAAGAGUCAGAGAAGCAGCUCCCUACCGAAGAAAGAGAGCGUGGGCCAGGGGAGGUGGGCCGGAAGCAGGACAUCCAAGGCCCUCAGAAGCCUCCCCAAGGCCCAGAAACACCGAGGCAGUCGGGAGCGGACCGGUGCCUGGAGAGCCAAGCACAGGGCCACUCCAAAAAGGAGCCCCAGCAUGAAGGCCGUGAAAGAGACUUGGGGGGCCUGCAAAGAGCGGGGCAGCAAAUGGGAGGCGGCCCUCUGCUCCCAGAGGAGGGAACCCGGCAGGGACAUCCCCUCAAAGAGAAGAAGUGGCCCCUGGAGGAGCUGGCUCAGGUGGAGAAGAAGGAAGCCGCCAGCCUGAAGAAGGACCGGAGAGGAGAGGAGCUGAGAUGGCAAGAGGUGGAGGAAAGGCAGACCAUGCCCAGGCCAUACACAUUCCAGGUAUCAGGGGGAAAACAAAUCCUGUUUCCCAAGGUCAAUCUGAGCCCAGUGACUCCCGGGAAGGAAGCAAAGCUUCCGGGCAUGGCCCAGGAGCCCGAGGCUGCCCAGCCUGGUCAGGCCCCCCAUUCCCUCCCUUCUUCUCUCAGUAUCCCCCACACAGCCAUCUUGGUCACGGGAGCACAGCUGUGUGGGCCGGCUGUCAACCUGCACCAGAUCAAGGACACGGCCUGCAAGACUCUGCUGGGCUUGUCGGAAGAAAAGAAGCUCGCGGAUGUUAGCGCUCCGGAAAGCUCGGUCCGAGGCCCCCCGGAAAGCUCGGUCCGAGGCCCCCCGGAGGCGCGGGCAGCUGGCGGCCGGGCCAGACUUCCUCAGGAAGCGUCCGGCGGCAAGGCUGUCCCGGCAGAAUGGGAAUCCAUCCGUUCCAGGAUCCUUAAGACCGCCGACAACGGCCAGGGUGGCGACCGGGACCCGCUGAGGCAGAGUGGCGAGAGUGGGGCCAAAGGCCGGCGCGACUCCCGGGGAAACCUCAGGAAAACCUUGUCAGCAAACGCAAAAUUCUCCAUCAUGCCCGCCUGGCAGAAAUUCUCUGACGGAGGCGCCGAAGGCCAGAAGCAGAACGCCGAAAGCCUUAGGAACAAGCCUGGGCUAGGGCCCAGCGAGAGGGCGGAGGUCCCGACUCCCGCGGAUGCUAAUCCCGGACCCCAAAAAGCUCCGGAGAGGACUAGGACGCCCGCGGCGGACACCGUGGAGGGAUGCAAAUUUGCCAAAGACCUUCCAUCUUUCCUUGUCCCCAGCUCCCCUCUCGCCCAGCCCGAGGGGGCCGCCUCCUCCGAAAGUGAGGCCGGCGCACAGAAGGCCGAAGCCGGGCUCCCCAGCGGAGAGGAGAGCGCGGCGCCUUUUGGGAUAAAGCUCCGAAGGACCAACUACUCCUUGCGCUUUCACUACGAUCAGCAAGCCGAGCAGUCCAAGAAGAAGAAGAGGCACAGCGCGGGGGACAAUUUUGACGGGGCAGCUCCCGUUCUGAAGAACAAGGACGGGGACAAGGAAGCUGUCCAAGGGACUCCGUCCCCUGGCCAAGAGAGAAAGGAUGAGCCCCUGCAUCUGAGAGAUUCCCCCGACAGCGCCCCCGAUCCUGGGCGCCACCCGGCUGCACCCCUGCUCCCUGGGAGCCGCAGCCCCUCUCUGGACCACGACAAGCCAGGGGCUAAGUCACCCCUGCCGCAGAAGCCGGCCCUGGCCCCCAAACCCGCCAGUCAGACCCCUCCGUCCUCUCCUCUUUCCAAAAUGGGAAGGCCCUUCUUGGCCGAGCUGCUGUCGAGGAGGGCCGCAAAACCCGACCAGGAUGCGGGGGAGAAGCUACAUGGGAGCAAGGACGGCGGGGAGCUUCAGCCACCACCCGGGCCCCACACCGAGAAGGCGAAGGGAGAGGAAGACAUGGCAGAGAAGAAACCUCCUUCUCCAUCCGUGUCCGUCUCCCAGCAAGAGAAACCGGACAGAGCCCUCGAGACCGGGAAAAAAGAAAAGCCUGUGCUUCAGAGCUGGCACUCUUUAGAAGGCUCAAAAUCAAUGGAAAAACCUGAGACUGCCCAACCACAGUGGGUCACAUUAGCACUACAAAAGCAAAAGGGAUUCAGGGAGCAGCAGGCUACCAGAGAGGAGAGAAAGCAAGCCAGGGAAGCCAAGCAAGCAGAAAGGGUAUCUCAGAACAACACUAGAGUCAGCCAGCAGCCUGAAAGCAGCAAUAUUAGCAGAAUAGGUUCCUUCCAUAAAUCUACUGUCCAGGAAGAGGAGAAGAAAAUUGAGACAGCUGUGUCCAGGCUGGAGCGCAGAGAGCAGCUGAAGAAGUCCAACACUCUGCCCACAUCUGUGACAGUGGACAUCUCUGAUUCUGCUAUGCCUGCAUCUCUGGUAAAAGAAGUUCCAAAGAGAUUCUCCACCCCAGAUGCCGCUCCAAUGUCAACCGAACCGGCCUGGCUGGCCUUGGCCAAGAGGAAAGCAAAGGCCUGGAGUGACUGUCCGCAGAUUAUUAAGUAGUCACUUGUGCUUAUCCGUACUGCUUACUGGCAGCUCCUCCUUUGUCCUUUUUAUUUAUUUAUUUUUUUACGUGGGGUGAAGAACUUGAGCAGGAAAAGAAGCAUGUCCUACAGGAUCCAAAAAACUAUUAGAAACUGAACUGUUGUUUCUUUAUGUAAUUCACUAUAAACAAAGCAUUUGCACAACGGUAGGGCUUAAAGCCUUGAGAGACUCCCAAUUCUGAAGACAAAACUAGAUCAGUGGGCUACAGGUAGAGUUCCAGGCCAGUGACCUCUCCCUGUCUCUUCCCCUUCCCAGUAGUAACAAAUACUUAAGCCACUUUUUGACACUUAUUUCCACUUCUUACGACACUCCUUUAAAACUAAGGCGAAACUGCUGGAACUGGAGGGUACCUGCUUUUCUAUAGGUGAUGAGAAGGGCAUCUGUACACAGAAAGCUUUUCCAAAGGUUCCAAGUGUGGAGGGAGCAUCAUCUGGCAGCAGCUAGGAAUGGUGGGGCUCCAGAGCCGCCUCUUUUAUUUCACAUCUCACAGACUUGAGUUUGGAGAAAACUUCCUAUUCUUAUGCCUGAAUCUACAAUUCCAAAUUCCAAAGGUUUAAGCUCCCUGUGAAGAUAGGAGAGGGGACAACAGAAGCAGAAUACCUUCAAAAAUUAGCCCCCAAAGCAACCUUUGCAAUUUGGGGCAUAGCAAAGAAGGGCCAUUGUAAUUAUACUCAUCCAGAAAUCAUCUUGAACUCGACAACAUUAGGAAAAUCACUUUACUAGGUCUUCAGCAGGCUUCCUUAUUUGGGAAAUAAGGUAGGUAAGCAUAGGACUAGAUUUCUAGAGAACUUAUUUAAGACCUUAUGCCCCUGACUGUUAGGGUUCUCUUCAAGAAAUGCAAACUUAAGGUUUCCUAAGUUGACUAUUCAAAUUUGGAGUAUCAAUAUGAUAUAAAUUUCAAAAAUUUUUAUCUUGUUACCUUAAAAAAAAAAUCUUACAAACAUAAACUUUGGAUUUUUUGCUCCUAAAUGUGUACAGAAAAAAAGGAAACUUGAUGGUCUCAAAGUCAGCACUGUAAUGGGCUGGGUUUUUUUUUUUUUAAUUGCUUUCGCAUCUACUGCCUACCAAAAAAGUCAAAAUUUUGUCAUAAUUUUUAAUAUAUGGUACUUCCCUAUUCCCUUUACAUGUAGAUUUUUAUUCCAAAAGAUAUAUUCUGGUCCUUCAGAAACAUUCACAGGAUUCCUGUUAUUAGCAUUCAUCAGGAUUUUUUUUUAAUGUUUACUCUGUAGGCAGUGCUUGAUCAUUAUACCCUUCAGUCUCAAAUACAGAUGAAAGCAUUCCAUCUAACUAGCAUUCUUCUUUCCUCAGUUGUGGCAAUUGGCACGUAUCUGGUAAAUUGAAGUAACUGUGUCCUUACAAGUUGAGUUUAUUUUCAUGCAAACUGGACCAUUGUCAUUCUAAAUUUACAGUUUCAUGACAUGAGAAGCAGUUGAUAUUUUUCUGCAUGUUCUUAACUCAGAUGUCCAUGUUUAAAAAUUAUAGAUGAAUGUAUUUGUUGAUUUCUAUAGUUUACCCACUAAUGUAAUUUUUCUUAAUGGAAAUCUCCAUCAGGGCCCUGAAAUUCUAGGAUAUUAAUUCCUACACUGAAGUGGAUUCUUUUACCUCCAGUCUAUAGGCUUUUGGAUCACAUAAAAGUAGUCAGAGUUUUGUAAGGGAAAGAGGCACAAGUCAUUACAAAGAAUAUCAGGAAGUUCUUAUUGUUUAAAAAGCUUAGAAAAGGAAUAGCUAGAUGGCACAGUGGAUAGAGCACCAGCCCUAAAAUAGGGAGGACCUGAGUUCAAAUCCGACCUCAGACUUUGAACACUUCCUAGCUGUGUGAUCCUGAGUAAGUCACUUAACUCCAAUUGCCUCAAGGAGGGGAAAAAAGCAUAGAACAAAAUUCAGAUGUCAAAAAUUACCAAAAUAUAAAGGACUGCUUAACUACAUGGACCCUAUUUUUAAAAGAAAAUCAAGUGAACAGAGCCUAAGAAAAUAAUGUCAUUUACAGUACUUGGCUUUGAACAAUUUUAAAAUGUACAUGUUUAACAUCUCGUGUAAAAAAAUUUGCACUAAAUACCAAUGAAGUGUUACUUUGCUUUACUUUUGUUGUAAUCAUUUUUGCUCAACGAUUGGGAAUUAUGUUUUUGUUUUUCUAAAGUUAUUGACGAUCUAUUAGAGUCAGUAAAAAUGUUUUUAAAAAUCGAUGACCACUAUGUUGGAAUAUAUUGGGAGGGUUGUAGUGUUUUUUUUUGUUUUGUUUUGUUUUUUACACCUUUAACCAUUUACAAACUCUUCUUUUGAUAAGAUUAUCUACCAUUAACCUUUGUUCACAGAAUUAUGUAUAAAAUUAGAAAACGUGUAUGAGUUUUUGUUUACUUUUUUAAUUUUUCAAGUACAAUUGUUUCUUAUACACAUUAAUUCCUACUAAAUUAUAAUCCAGUCAGUUAUCAGCAAAUGUACAGUAUGAAUUGUGUCUCUUAUUUAGUUUUACUUAUUUCAAAGCAGAAUCUUUAGAAAGCUACAGGUGCCCAGCAAUGUUUUUACCAACAAAAUCAAGUCAAGAGAUGAUAAAAAGAUACAUUACUGUAAUUUUAAUAUUAACUAUAGAUUUCAGUUGUAUAUGGUUUUAAUGUAAAUCAUCCGUUAUGGUUGGGGGGAAAGGGAAGGAGAAGAUCUUUCAAUAAAAAAAAAUCUGUAAGUGC
Messenger RNA from Antechinus flavipes (yellow-footed antechinus), 6879 nucleotides. It is a transcript of the gene CRACD, whose product is annotated as capping protein inhibiting regulator of actin dynamics. Gene Ontology annotation, biological process: negative regulation of barbed-end actin filament capping; maintenance of gastrointestinal epithelium. The record is from RefSeq and is a predicted model, not a curated record. NCBI's taxonomy places the organism in Eukaryota, Metazoa, Chordata, Mammalia, Dasyuromorphia, Dasyuridae.